UUUGUCCGUACGGACAAGCUUGUCAUUGUGAUCAGGGCCGGCAACGGUCCUUGGUUACUUCAAUUGCGCUUUACGCCAGAUAAACUUCGCAAGCUUGACAACCUUCUAGGCAGACUAUCAGUUCGAAAUUGGUUGCUGGCCUUCUCAUUCCAAUCGACUUCGACCUUAUGAGGCACAUACACACUAUGGCCUCUGGAAUGAGCCCUUCAGGAUCAAGGGUCAGAAAAACAGAAUGGAUUCCACAAUCCUUGCUGCAUGGGCGACAAGGCUCGGGAAGAAACAGUGCUUCGAAGACACAUCAACAGCUCAAGUGGGCCGUUUACAUCUGCGCCUUUGUGCUCUGCUUGCAAGCCCUUCUAGGAACGGUCGACGCAGAUCCAGUACUUGCGUCCAGUCUCGGCUUCUGCAAAAACGUGACAGUGCUCAAGGGAGCCCCACUGCAUUGCUGCCUCCCUGCUCCCAAGAGAACUCCCAUCAGAUUCAGAUUUCCGCGUAUACCUCGUACUUUCCUCGGUCGGCCGAUUCUCAGGGAGAGGAAGCCCGCGCACAUUGUGCAGAGAGACCCCGACUAUGUCAGGAAGUACAAUCUAGCUUACGCUAGAAUGAAGGCGCUCCCGGACACCGACCCGCGGAGUUUCCUCAAUCAGUGGAGGGUCCACUGCUCCUUCUGUAACGAGGCCUUCAAGCAGCGAAGGACUCCAGGCCCUCUCGGCCCAGAGACCGGCGUUGUGCUCCAAGUUCACUACAGCUGGACGUUUCUUCCGUGGCAUCGGAUCUAUCUGUACUACCACGAGAGAAUUCUCGCCAGUUUGAUCAAUGAUCCCACCUUCGCCCUCCCCUUCUGGAACUGGGACAACCAGUUGGACCAGGACGCAGCUAUGAUGCCGGCCAUGUUCUUUCCCAACUUCGGCGUUCAAAACUCUGCCCUCUUCGACCAGUUCAGAAACCCCAACCACUUGCCUCCCAAGAUCUUGUAUCUGGGAUACAACUCCAAGCUCGAAGCAGAGGGCAAACAGAAUCUGACCGACAAGCAGAUCAGAUACGAGAAUUUGUGCGUCAUGUACAACCAGGUGACCACGAAAAUCAGCGCUCGAGAUUUUCUCGGAGGACCUUACGUUGUCGGCACAGAUAACUCUGCUGCGACUGUCAACGUCAGCGCCGGUGAAGUUCCCGGAGAGUCUGGUGGGAUGGAGAGUGUGCACAACGUAGCUCACGAAUGGACUGGGCUCAUCAAUGACCCUGAGCACCCCGACAACGAGGAUAUGGGCAAUUUCAUCUACGCCGCCCGGGAUCCCAUCUUCUACUCUCAUCACUCGAACGUCGAUCGUCUGUGGGACGUGUGGAAAACCAUCCCCGACAAGGUCACGAGAUCCGGUAACAGGAAGAGAAUGGACUAUACGUCCAGGGAUUUUCUCGACAGCGAGUUCACCUUCUUCGACGAGAAUCAGGACAUGGUGAUCGUCAAGAUCAGGGACAGCCUUGAUAGCUCCAAGCUCGGGUACAAGUUCACUGACGUGAGUGAAUCUGACAACAUGUGGAUAUACUAUGAGCCCAUGCCUGCCCAGGAGUACCCCAGCAAUUCCAGUGAUUAUCCUGCAGCGACUCCAUCCGGAUACAACUACAUCGGCACGGAUCCUGUUAGCUUUAGACUGGAUCGUCGAGCUCCAACGAGCGAAGAUGCUCGAGAGAAGGGAGUUAAGAAUGUAGAUCAGUUGCAGGAGGACGUGGUACUGGAGAGGGUGAAGAUCCCACAUUUACAAUACGCCAGAUUUGACGUGUUCAUCAAUUACCCGGCAGCUAACAGGCAGACGCGUUUGUACAUGUCGGAGUUCGUGGGUACUUUCACGCAUUUGCCGAGCGGCAUGGUGGACAUGAGCAGAUCUGUUUCUGAAUCGUCGAGCGAAUCGGAGGACAAUUUCCGGAUUGUGACUAUCCGGUACUCCGUCAAUGCGGCGCUGAAACGACUGGGCAUCACAGAUUACAACACAGACAUCGUAGUGACCAUAGUCUCUAAGGGCGCGAGGAACAGCAGCCCGAAGACCGGAUUUACGUUCUCCAACCUGAUUCAAGACUUCCAGUAACUGUGAAGAGCAGCCGUGUUCCCCUUUUACCUUAGUCACGGCUGUGAAAUUUAAGGUCGGAGGUAGCCAAUUAAUUCUUCAACAAUUUUUCCUCUACAAGUGAACACAAUAAUUUAUCCCAUAUCUGUAAUACUAAACUCGGCAGCAUCUUAGGAUCAGGAUAACGAGGUAAGGCGUAAAGUGGAAUGAACAAGGAGCAGCCGUGUCCCACUUCUGCUUCCGUCACGGCUUUAUCUUUUAGAUCUUCGUCAUCGGAAGAGAACAUUGGUUUCCACUAUUUCUGGUUUCCACUGAUCUCACAAAUAUCAUUCAGUUCAUCAGUACACGCAUUGUACUUUCUUUCUAGGAAAAUAAACUUUAAGUAAGUAGGCUCAAAGUGCGAGCCCCUUUGCAAGC
Messenger RNA from Marchantia polymorpha subsp. ruderalis, 2477 nucleotides. The record is from the annotation of a GenBank genome assembly. NCBI's taxonomy places the organism in Eukaryota, Viridiplantae, Streptophyta, Marchantiopsida, Marchantiales, Marchantiaceae.